CAGUCUGCUGGUGGAUUCCCAGUCGCUCUGCAGAAACUGGUCCAGAUCUCCAAACCUCCACGAAAAAGAAUCAGCCAGAACUGAAGGUCCCGUCAUGGCGCCGUCUGGCCCGGUUCUGCUGCUGCUGCUGCUGUCUUCAUUCCUGACCUGCAGCCUGAGCGACCCGCCGCGCUCCGACCUGCAGGAUCACCGCGCUCUGCAGAAGAGAGGAAAGACAGCAGACAACCUAAAGGCUGCAGCUAAAGAUCUUCUGAAGAUUGUAAAUGCAGUUAAACCUUUUAUUGGUCUCAUUCCAAAGGCUGGGUCGUAUUUAACUGCCAUCACAAAUUUUGUAAAUGUCAUUGCUGGUAAAAAUCCAGAACAAGGGCUUCUAGAUUAUCUCAAGUUAAAAUUUGAUGAUCUAAACAUAAAGAUAGAUAAAAACCAGAAGGAAAUAGUGUUUAACAUUUGGAAAAGCAGUGAGUAUGCAAAGCUGGAGAAGAAAAUAACUAUAGCAUGGAACAAACUCGGGGAACUGCUGAAGGGUUGUGGAGAGCCUUGCUUUGAAAAUCUGAAGAAAGAUGGCAAAGACAAAAUAAUAGAAAAUUACUUUAAAAAGGCUGGAAAGUAUGUGGAUGAACUGCAUUACAGUAUAGCAGGUAAAGGUAUUUACAAAGCUAAGUAUGAAGAGCUCCUGAAAGACCAUGUGAGAUGUGAUGAACGGCGACUCAAAAUAUUCUCGGCCGUUAACGCGUUGCUGGUUCACAGAGCCAUCGCCAUGACCAAUUUCUACAACCUCUUCAGUAACAUUAAAACAGAUGAAGACGCUCUGGCUAAUAAAGCACGCGACAUUUCUGCAGCUAUGUUUGAGAUCCACAAGAACUGCACUUCAGAACCUGAUCCGUAUGUUAAACUGGACAUUCUGGACCUGAUCAAAGAGUCAGAGAAGCGUAAGGAUCUGGCAAAGAACAUCAGGGAGUAUUUAGAUAAAACAUUUUACCACUAUAACUGGAUGGUGGUUGCUUUUAAAACCAGAAGUUCAAACCAUACAAGGGUUAUUUCUAAAUGGCUGAACAGUCAUAUUUUGACCGGAUUUUCUGCAGUAGAAAAAGGGAAAACUAGUGUGGCUUUUGCCAAACAAGCGAAAGGGAACCACAAGAAAACGGCUCAAGUUGUAGACGCCAUUAAGAAGUGCUACAACAACCCCGUGCCCUGCGAUCAAGUCGGAGCAAAGUUAGAGAGCUGUGCUAACGUGAAGGGCAUGUAUUCAGCCAUUCAUGCUUUCAUUCGUAAAGAGCAUGGCAGCGUUCAUGCUUUAGAGGCAGAAGAAGCUCCAAAUGAAGAAGAGUUUAGUCCUGACGAGCAGCAGACCACCCCGUACCUUUACACAGGGGACUGCACCAUCAGUGUGUUUGGCAAAGGAGUAGUUGUCCCAGUUAAACGUUUCAGGGUUCUGAUAAAAAGUGACGAAGAGUGGACGAAUGAGUCUCCCUGUAAAGGAGUCGACUGUGGAGGUAAAGACAGAGGAACAUGUGUUGAGGUGAAGAACGCCCGCAUUGGCCUGUGUGAGUGUGACAAGAAAUACUAUGGAGAGAAAUGUGAGGAGAGCCUGGAGGACUACAAGAAAAAGGUGUUUGUUAAAGAAAUCCCCAAAUCCACAGACAGCAUGGGCUGAAGGAGCCCAGGAAGUUUCUGCUCCCAUAUUUUAUCUUUUCUGUUUGCUCUUCACACGUUUCAUCUUUUAACUGUUGAGACGUUUGGUUGAAAAGUGGCUGUUGAUUAAAAACAGGUUUCUGAACCCAGAACAUCUGAAAUGACUCAGUUUCUGACCAGCUGUAGCCAAACAUCAUGUUGUUCAAACUUUCUGUGAAAUGAUCUCAUCAUGUUUCUUUAAAAUUAUCAUUUGCUUCUUUUGGUUUGAGCUUCUGUUGCAACUUCAAAGGAAAAAACUAAUAGAACUUCAAAUUUAAGAGUUAUUAUGUGUUUGUUGUUUUCUUCAUUGUUAUCCUACAACUUUUCCUCCAAAAUAAAAGCUUUAA
This is a messenger RNA of Poecilia reticulata (guppy), 2018 nucleotides long. RefSeq lists its product as uncharacterized. The record is from RefSeq and is a predicted model, not a curated record. Lineage: Eukaryota; Metazoa; Chordata; Actinopteri; Cyprinodontiformes; Poeciliidae.